Messenger RNA from Ceraceosorus bombacis, 982 nucleotides. The record is from the annotation of a GenBank genome assembly. NCBI's taxonomy places the organism in Eukaryota, Fungi, Basidiomycota, Exobasidiomycetes, Ceraceosorales, Ceraceosoraceae.
GCAGAUCUUUCUCGUUCGGGGGUCUGGAAGAAGUGGUUACUCGGAAGCUACGUAAAGGAAGCGGAUCAAGGUUUAUGACUACCCACUGGUUUGCAUGCGCUGUCGGACUCAAGCUUUAUAGGAGAGCUACAUCCAAGAAGCUGCGCACGAACGAGCUCGACAGGGCAAACUUUGAUCGACAAGCCUAAUGCCUAAUGCCUAAUGCCUUGGCAUAGAACGAAGCCGUGGAAUUUCCUCAAGAUAGGAGCCUACCUCGCAAAUCCCUGCCCAGCCUCUAAUCGAGGUCGCGGAGCCGAAGUGUGUUCAAAGGUGUCACGCUAACAAACUUUGAUCUCAGACGGCAAAUCUGCAAUCGAUGGUGCACAUGGUGAUCACGACGUCCAAGUCGAGUGGCAAUGUGCUUUUGCCACACCAUGGGCCGCCAAUGCGUCAGUGUAGGAGCGUCGGUAGUGCACACAACUGGUAUGCAGGGAUGCAAUCGGAUGUUGCCCACUUGGUCGAUUGGUCACUCCUCUGGCAAGUCUGAGCCUGAGCCCGAGCCCUGGUGGCAAUGGCGGCAAUCACCAGUGCUGAGGCAGAAUGCGACAGUGAGUUGAAACAACAAACAACAAGGUUUAGCUCAACGCUAAUUCAUCGCCUUACCCUAUCUUUGGUGUUUGCUUUGCUCUGGCGCCCCAUUCUAAAGGGUACUGUACCAGAGCAAAGGACGGAGCCGAGGGUGAAGAUUGCUAUUGUCAACAUCACGUCAUUGCUUGGGUACCCGAAAGGCCUAUGGACCCACGUCGAACCUGUUGCGACUGUGCCCGAGCGGCAACACUCACAGUGAGCGCUGCCUGAUCAAUUUUCUUGGCUGUCGAUAUCUGCCGGCUGGCUGAUGUGCUCGCGAAAUCCUGUCCACAGAUCUCGAGCUGAAGUGGCCCCACAGCGAGGGACUCACAGCACUGCUUUCUUGAUAGACACGGCCUGACCAAAGCGUCGCGCA